Trichoderma virens Gv29-8 is the source of this 393-nucleotide messenger RNA. RefSeq lists its product as uncharacterized. The transcript has 2 exons. The coding region runs from base 1 to 393 and encodes 130 amino acids. The record is from RefSeq and is a predicted model, not a curated record. Lineage: Eukaryota; Fungi; Ascomycota; Sordariomycetes; Hypocreales; Hypocreaceae.
AUGGCUUCCGGGAAUUUGGUUCUUUCCUUUGCUUUUCCAAGCAUUCCCAGCAUCCCAAUGACAAAUGCCUCUAAACAUAUUCAUCAUGCGAGAGCACAGCUUGAGCCUUACACCAGCCACAUUUAUGGUCAAAUGUCACCCAAGCCAAACGCUGAGGCGAUGCAUGAAUGGCGCAAGUGGAUACCAAUAGCAGACUCCGAGGCUGUGAUUGGGCCAGAGGGGGAGCCCGUCACGGGUUGCGACGCCGGGUGUGACGGGGCAGCCAGAGGUAGCUGGUACGGCGACACGGGUAUGUUGUCACCCGGAUACACGGGUACCAGCGACUUCGAUGCUCAUGUGCAGGAGGUACAGUACAGGCACCCUCUUGGCAAGGACAAGAGCAAGCGCAAAUAA